Molecule: messenger RNA, 2094 nt
Organism: Bolinopsis microptera
Lineage: Eukaryota; Metazoa; Ctenophora; Tentaculata; Lobata; Bolinopsidae
Exons: 2
Coding region: 7-1563 (518 amino acids)
Source: RefSeq, a predicted model, not a curated record
UAUAGAAUGGAAGAAAUAAGUGCAACAGUAGACCUGAUAGUGAAUAGUAUCCGAACAAAGGAGAAUAACAGAAGACGAAAGAACAGACGCAGAGUUCUGGAAUUGAUUGAUCAGUUUGAAAAGUUUGAUAUGGGUUCAACACCAGAAACAGCCCGAGAUCUCGUGAAGAUACUUAUUAAAGACGAACUGCAAAAUGUUUUAACUUCUUUUGCAAAAGAAUUUAAAGUGGCGCCACUUCUCGAUUUUAUAUCAGAUCAGGGCGUCAAAAAGGCGAAAGGUAAACAAAAAGCGGGUAAGUCAAAGAAUACACGCCAAGAAAUGGGUCCACAGACUAGCUUGAAAGGACAGGAAAGAGACUCGCUGGAAAGCACGAGCAGCAAAGAAUUUCAGCCAAUUUUGGUUGAGCCGAUUAAAGGAAACAGCCUAAGCUGUGAUGAAUUUGCAUCAAAAAUCAAUGAAGCUCGAGAGAAUCCGUAUAGUAAUGUUUGGGACCUUCCCAUGUUUGAUUUCUCCCGGGACCAAAUCAUGGAAUAUAUACAGGGGUACUUUGGGGCUGAAACGUCAAACAUCCAGAGCAGUAUACUUAACUGUGACCCUACCUUUCCCAGAAUGGUCUGCACAGCCGUUAAAUAUUGGAAUGACAAGCAAUUGAUUGUACCACUGCUUCGCAUGAUAAAAGAAGUUUUUGAGAAGAGCUCGUUUGAUUCAGAGGAGAUUUGUCAUUGGCUAGUAAAUGAAAAGGUGGUGUUGGCAACAGCCCUUUUGGCUUGUUUCCUGAAUGAAGAAGAUAUUUUCAACCAAGUUCUAGAAAUCUACAAUGGAUCACCAUUUCCAGUCAAGUACAAUAAGUUGGAAGACGUUUUACUACUCGUCUCGAGUGCCCUUACUUAUGCUAAACGAAUCGAGACACAUUCACUAGAAUUGCUAAACAUCUUGAAUCUCAUACAACAUAUGAAAGAUUCAAUCCACUCGGAGUUCAAUGAAUCUGAUGUACAGAAAGCUAAGUGUUUCCUUGUGAAGGAGGGUAUCGUUGAUGCUAUAACUGAAGUUCUGUCAUACAAAGAUUGCGACUUACCUGGCUUAAUACAGGGUGUGAGCAUUAUUUUAAUAGACUGGUUUAAAGAAGAGGUGAAACCUGUGGAUUUGCUGCCCAUAUUUCCAAGUGCUCUCCAGUUCUUAAACAGAAUGCUCAGCCAAAAACAAAUAUCGAUUGUAGAUGAUUACAUAAUGAAUACUUGUUUACAUUUUCUACAAUUCUUUAUUGUUAACAUACCGUAUGAAAUGAUGGUUAUGAUAUUGAACGAAGAUUCAAUUGGCUUGAUCAUCCAUUUUUCGAGAAUCUACUCAAUAAGACAAAGCCAGGUUCUAGAUAUUCUCGCUUCAGCAGCUACAAAAGAUAAACGUGGAGUGAUCAAAGACAUGGUAAAAAGAUUGAAACAGCGCCCACCCACCUACAUAAACUCAAAAGCUUGCUUGUUUAAACUUAAUAUGAUCGUAAUCCAUAUUUCCGGCGCCAUGAAAUAUGAUAGAAUGAAAGAUAACGCGACGGAAUACUCUCAAUGAUAAUUGAAACACCUUUUAAAGCCGAAGACAUGCGGAAUAAAAAACAAAGAAAAUUCUGAGUCUGACGUACCCGACAUAGCUUGGGAUCUAGUCAACAUGAACAAUGUCUUCAGAUCAGUUUACUCAUUGAUACAGAUUUUAAAAAUUACCCUUAUCUGGAAACGAUUUCACAAUGCACAAACAAUAAACGAAUUCGCCUAAUUAAUGGCUGUCCAAUUCGUGCAUCGACCAAGUGGCCUAUUUCAAUUUGGCCUUGGGCAUUUGAAUGAUUAAUGUUUGAAAAUAAUUGUGUUUGUACUUUUAGCGUUGAUUGUAAACUAAUAUCAAUCCUCAUGUUCAAAUUCACUGAAAAUCGUAAUUACAGAGCAGAUCAUUAAUUUUUAACAGUAAAACUAAAAGCAUUUUGGUGAAAAAUGAAUCGUUAAUUGUUAAAAGCUGGUUUUAAAAAACGGCAUUUUUGCUUUUUCGUUCAAUGAUAAGAUAUUUAAUUAUUAUAUUAUACCUGUGAUUUUAGCAAGAUUUUUCAUUGUC